This is a messenger RNA of Synchiropus splendidus (mandarinfish), 1720 nucleotides long. Its product is annotated as tumor necrosis factor receptor superfamily member 4. Lineage: Eukaryota; Metazoa; Chordata; Actinopteri; Syngnathiformes; Callionymidae. The record is from RefSeq and is a predicted model, not a curated record. The transcript has 6 exons. Gene Ontology annotation, biological process: regulation of cell population proliferation. The coding region runs from base 41 to 844 and encodes 267 amino acids. Gene Ontology annotation, cellular component: external side of plasma membrane. Gene Ontology annotation, molecular function: cytokine binding; signaling receptor activity.
UCACAGGAAACAUUUGCUCGGCUUCCGAGAACUGCUAAAUAUGGUUCAACUUCAAAUGCUCAUCUUAACUCUAAUUUUUAACAACCUGAUUACCUAUUCGGACGGAAAAACUUGCCCAAAAGGACAAAAAGUUACUCGUAAAUCUGGAUCCUGUGAAGCUUGCCCUGAUGGAUACUACCAACCCACUGAAAAUGAAUCCACAGAAUGCAAACCGUGUACACGAUGUGAUCAAAAUUCAGGCAGUGUGGCCAACAAGCAGUGCACCAAAGUAUCCAACACUGAGUGUAAAUGCCAACAAAACUUUUCGCCCGUGGAGGACGACAGUUCCACUUGUAAAUGUCCAAAGGGCAACGGGCUAAACCAGGGCCAAUGUUCACCGUGCCUACAUGGGACCUUCAACACUAAAGAGAACUCACCCUGCCGACAAUGGAAAAGAUGUAAAUUUGGCGUGAAAUUUUCUGGGAACCGCAGCUCGGAUGCCAUUUGCUCUGACAACAAUACAGCCUUGCCCUCGACACCAAUUGAAAAAUCAUCCACGGUCGCUCCAUCAAAACCUCGCCACACAUCAGCGAACUCUCCACACACCACCUACAGCUCAACAACACGUGCCACAGCCACUGUGGUGGACAAAGAGGAUUCCAGCACUGAGACCAACAUCGGCCUUAUCCUUUCCAUAUUUGGACUUGUAAUCUUCCUUCUUUUGUUCUGUGCUGUGACCUGGAAGCUGAAGCAUAGCAAAAAGGUGGCCAUCCAACCGGGUAUGUAUCAGGACUACAGGUUUUCCUUAAACAAAAUUCUGCAGAUAGUAAUUACACUACUUUUACUUAUAAUUGUCAUGUUCUAAAUCUUUGCAAACAUCCAUAUAGACCCAUGCGCAAAAAUAAUAGAAGCCAAAUGUGCUUGGUCAAACUGCUUGAAUUUCAAAGUUGGGACUCCAGAAUGUGAAAAGGAGUCUAGUCCAUCUGCUGAAAUUCUUGAGUUUCUAAUUAGGUAAAAAUGACUUUAAGUAUUAGCAUACUUACUAUUUUUCCUGUCUUAAAAAAGUUUUUACUGAGCUUUGUAUGUACUAAUGUGCAAGCAUUUUUGCACUACAGACCAACCAAAAAGUGGGAAAUACAAACACACAAUAAUUCAUUGUGAUUUGAAGAAGACAAGAUGCAGUUAAUGUGAGCAUUUCAUGUGGGUUUUUUUUAUUUGUUUACUUGAGAGUCAUGAGGUGGUGGUGUUGUGCUGUAAAUAAGUCAGUUUGUGGUCACUUUGAUGUGGUUUGUUGUGGUGAAUCUGGUUCAAGAGUGUCAAGCCUCAUUCAUCAGGCUUGUAUGACCAAAAAGAAAGUGUACCAUUAUUUGGCUAUAUUCUGAUAUUUGUUGAUUUAAAAUGUGUAUAUUUUAAACAAUAUUCAGAUUUUCACUUUUUCAUUUUGUUUUAAAUAUAUUUUAUAUAUUGCAACUCUUGAUAGGAUUCCACCAACAGCUGCUGAGUUUCUGCUCUCUUGGCCUGAAAAUUAGCUCAGCUUUUGGUCGAACUAGCAGUUUAAAACAACAGUUCUGAACUCUCUACAAGAUAGUUUACAUUUAGAUUCACUGGUGUACCUCCAAAUCUGAGUCAUACAAAGUCUACAAAGACACAAACCAAGAAGACCAAGAGGGGGGCAUCAAAAUAACAGAUGUUUGUGGUAAGAUAAAGUAAAAAUAUUGCUCCCAAACCUGGCAUAAUAAUG